Phascolarctos cinereus (koala) is the source of this 5502-nucleotide messenger RNA. RefSeq names its product protocadherin 12 (gene PCDH12). The record is from RefSeq and is a predicted model, not a curated record. Gene Ontology annotation, molecular function: calcium ion binding. Gene Ontology annotation, cellular component: plasma membrane. Gene Ontology annotation, biological process: homophilic cell-cell adhesion. NCBI's taxonomy places the organism in Eukaryota, Metazoa, Chordata, Mammalia, Diprotodontia, Phascolarctidae.
AUGGCAUUCUUUUUACGGCUUCAGUUCUCUGGUUUGUGCUGGUUCUUUUUUCUUUCAGCAGAUAGUCAGGAGAUAGCCACUCUCACUGUAAAAUACCAAGUUUCAGAAGAAGUGCCAUAUGGAACAGUGAUAGGGAAACUGUCAAAAGAACUGGGCUGGGAGGAGAGAAGCAGGCAAGAAGGGGCUUUCCAGAUUUUGCAGCUACCUCAGGUGCUCCCCAUUCAGGUUGACUCCAAAGAUGGUUUACUCAGCACCGGGAGGAGGCUCGACAGAGAGCAGCUUUGCAAACAGAAAGAUCCUUGUCUGAUAUCCUUUGAUGUGCUGGCCACAGCAGGCUUAGCUUUGAUCCACGUGGAGAUCCAGGUGCUGGACAUCAAUGAUCACCACCCCCGCUUUCCCAAAGCAGAGCAGGAGCUGGAGAUCUCUGAAAGUGCCUCUCUUCGGACCAGGAUUCCCUUGGACCGAGCCUGGGAUCUUGACACUGGCCCUAAUACUUUGUACUCCUAUUCACUUUCUCCCAGUGAGCACUUUGCUCUGGAGGUGAUUCUGGGCCCUGAUGAAAGCAAACAUGCAGAGCUCGUGGUGGUUAAGGAGCUGGACCGGGAGCUGCAUGCAUCCUUUGACUUGGUAUUAACGGCCUUUGACAACGGGGAUCCCCCCAAGUCGGGUACCAGCUUAGUUAAGGUCAGUGUUUUGGAUUCCAAUGACAACAGUCCCAUGUUUGCAGAGAGCUCCUUGGCUUUAGAAGUUGGGGAAGAUACUGUCCCUGGGACCCUUCUCAUAAACCUCACGGCUACUGACCCUGAUGAAGGACCAAAUGGGGAGGUUGAGUUUUCCCUCAGUAAGCAUGUGCCACCAGAUGUACAAGACACCUUUAGUAUUGAUGCCAAGACAGGUCAGAUCAUUCUGAGUCGGCCCCUGGACUAUGAAAAAACUCCUGCUUAUGAGAUAGAUGUACAGGCCAGGGACUUGGGUCCCAACCCGAUUCCAGCUCACUGCAAAGUCCUCAUCAAGAUUCUAGAUGUCAAUGACAACUCCCCAAGCAUACAUAUUACAUGGGCCUCUCAACCAUCUGUGAUAUCUGAAGCUCUUCCCAGGGACAGCUUCAUUGCCCUGGUGAUAGCAAGUGACCUAGAUUCUGGGGACAAUGGCCUGGUUCAUUGCUCCCUCAGCCAAGGACAGGGACAUUUCCAACUAAAAAGAACCAAUGGUAACACUUAUAUGCUCCUGACCAAUGCCAUUCUGGAUAGGGAAAGGUGGCCUGAAUAUAACUUGACGUUGUUGGCCCAAGACCAGGGGAAGCCGCCGUUAUCAACCAAGAAACAUCUCACUAUUGAGAUCAGUGACAUCAAUGACAACGCACCCAUGUUUGAGUUGAGCAAGUACAACAUCUCCGUUUGGGAGAAUAAUCUACCUUCUUCCUAUCUCAUCACUGUGAAGGCUCAUGAUGCUGACUUGGACUGCAAUGGAAAAGUCUCUUACCACAUCCAGGAAUCUCCUUUUUCCCAUCUGGUAGCUAUUGACUCUGACACGGGGGAGGUCUCGGCAUCUACUACGCUGGACUAUGAACAAAUAACAAGUUUUCAAUUUCUGGUAAUAGCAGAAGAUAAAGGUCAGCCUCAGCUUGUUUCUAGUGCCUCUGUGAGGGUCAGCCUCCUGGAUACCAAUGACAAUCCUCCCAUAGUGGUGCAGCCUGUUCUCAGUGAUGGGGCAGCCUCUAUUUCUGUGUUGGUGAACUCUUCCACUGGUCACCUUGUGGUCUCUUCUGAGAACCCUGACCCCUUUCGAGCGUCCCGCUCUAGCACAUCUUCUUUGGUGACCUCUAGGCCACAGCUGUUUCUCUUAACGACCAUUGUAGCUAUUGAUGCAGAUUCUGGGGACAAUGGAAAUCUUCUCUAUGCCAUCUGGAGUGGAAAUGACGCGCGCCUCUUCUUCCUUGAUCCUCACAUGGGGCAGCUGUACAUCAAUGCCACCAAUGCCAGCAGCCUCAUUGGCAGCGAAUGGGAACUGAUGAUUGUUGUCACUGAUCAAGGAAGGCCCCCCCUGGAGACCAGGGCUUUGGUGAAAGUCACUUUCACCAAUAGCCUUGAUCACCUGAAGAAUCUGGCCCAGGAAUCUAGCCCCUUGAGCAUCUCAGCAGUGACGGCAAUUUGCUUGGCUGUGUUGUUGGCCAUCUUCUUGUCGAUUCUUGUUUUGACUGUGUCCAUCUGUAGAACUGACCGGAAAGAGGACAGAGCUUAUAACUGCAGAGAAGCGGAGUCAACCUACCGACACCAGCCCAAGAGACCCCAGAAACAAAUCCAGAAAACUGACAUUCACCUAGUGCCGGUGCUCAGGGGCCAGGCAGAAGAGCUGAGUGAACCUGGGCUGCCCUACAAGGAUGCAGGGAAGGAAAAUGUCCCAGAAACAGGUUGGGACUUUCCACUGCAGGCUCCAUAUCUAACCCCAACAUUGUACAGGACGCUUCGGAACCAAAGGAACCAGGGCGCUUCCCCCGAGGAUAGAGAGGUACUGCAAGACACCUACAAUCUCCUUUUCCACCAUCCGAGGCAGAGGAACGCCUCUCGAGAAAACCUGAGCCUCCCAGAUCCUCAGCCAACAACAUGCCACCCUAAGGCCUCAAAGAACGUGGGGAGCCCCCAGAUGAAGCCAUCCCAAGAGCAGGGGAGCGAUCUGCCAGCACCAGCCCUUCCAGCCUCCACUACGACACUUAGGAGGCAGCGAAAUCUGAAUGCCAAAGCUGACCCAGACAAAGAACAUCACCCCCACCAGAUCCUGCGCAGCCUGGUCCGACUGUCGGUGGCUGCCUUCACAGAGCGAAACCCCAUGGAAGAGCUCACCAUCGACUCCCCUCCAGUUCAGCAAAUAUCCCAGCUGCUGUCCUUGCUGCACCAGGGCCAAUUUCAACCCAAACCAAACCACAGAGGAAACAAAUACGCGGCCAAGACCGGUAGUGUCAGAAAUGCAGGAUUGGAGACAGAUUGGCAAAGUGCCAAGGAGGGUGACCAUGGAGAACAUGAAGCAGAGGAUGGGAAUUCAGACAAUGAGCUGGACCUCUCAGUGAAACAACUCUUGGAGGAAGAAUUAGAGAGCUUGUUUGAUCCACAAACAGGUCUGGCCCUUGAUCGGCUGAAUGUCCCAGACCCGGCUUGGAUGGCAAGGCUGUCCUUGCCUCUUAACACCAACUACAGAGACAAUGUCUUCUCCCCAGACUCCCCAGCUGCUAGCCAGGGUCGAGAAGUCACUGCCAUGGAGGAGCCCAGAACCUUCCAGACAUUUGGUAAAUCAGCUGGUUCUGAGAUGAACUCGAUGGGGAACCAGCUGGCCAGCACCUUCCUCUCAGAAAUGAGCUCCCUGUUUGAGAUGCUGCUGUCCCAAAACAGCCACGCCCCUGUGGCUGCUUCUGAGGUGCUGCAGCGCCUCUCAGCCUGUGGCAAGACUCUGGGAUUAGACCUUGCUGGAGGUGGGGCCCUGGGCUCCGAAGCCAUAGGUCCAAGCGGAAAGAAAGGAACCAAGAGCAGAACUGGCAGCAGCAAUAGCAGCAGGGGCCUGUGAGCCUAGACAGGGCUCUCUGGCUGGAGGAACCUAAGCCACCCACCCCAGAGUCUGGGGGAGUAUUGGCAUAUUUGUGUGUUCAGGCCACACCUUAAGGCUUGUCGGGUUUGGUGCUAGGUGAUGAGUCCCAUUGGUAGGUCUUGAAAUCUCUAACCUCACCAUGAAGGAACCUAACCUGAGGCAGACAGAAAACUCCUGGCUGCCUCUGCAUCCUAAAGCUGCUCCAAGGAAGGAACCAGGCCCAUCUCCAGGAUUGCCAGUGUCAGCGAGUGGACAAAGCAGACUUCUUUAAAGAAGGGCUCAACCUACUGAAGGCCUUGGCUGAAGAAUGGGUGCUAGACUGAAAUUGGGUGUUUGCCAGCAAAAUACAUAUGGCAGGUAAAGAAAGAGUGUGUGUGAAUGGACAUUCUCAUGAAAAACAAUACUUCAGUUGUCCCUCAUCUGAUACAGACUUGAGUCACCCCAGUAUAGGGCCCUGAAUUCUGGGGGUUCUUCAGUGUUAAUUGGUUCAUUGAUAAGGUAGCAUAAAUUUCUGGUUGUCACCUCCCUUCAGACAUAAAAAGCAAGGGAAGAAUAAGUGUUCACUUUGCCCAUCCCCUCCAAAAAAUCUUUGGCCAACUUGGCCCAAGUUGAUUUGGGGAAAUAAAGGAGGAGCCUCUAAUGACUUGCCCCCAAAGUGGUGUGCACCAUUAUGUACACACGCUUACACUGUCUAUGCAUUCACCAGAGCCUGACACUUCAGUCAGCUGCCACCAAAGAUCCCUUGUCUAGAGAUGCCUUCUGCCUUCAGCCUGUCGGUCCUCCUUGACGUGGCAUUUAAAGGGGCAAUACUGAUGUCUAUAUAUAACAGGACACCUGAAAUUAAACUCUUCUCACUUCAGGAGAUGAGAAAUAGCCAAUAAUUUGGGCUAUUGCCAGCAGUGAACUUGCCCGAGCUUCGCUCUGGAGACCUCUUAAAAAUAAAAUACUUCCAAAGCAACUUGGUUUAAUGGAUCUUAUCAGAAGCUGAAGCUGAGAUUUAAUACGUCGAAGAUGGCCUUAAUUUGGAUUGUUGGAUGUUGGGAGGGGCCAGAUCAAGAGCUCUAUGACUAGGCAAAGAAUUGGCCUCUGAUGACACUUUAUUUUCACGGUUCAGAAUAUUUGUGUGCAAGAGUAAGUCAUCCUUUCUCAUACGUUGGAUUUUAAACUUUGUCCAGUCUUCCAAAAUCUAACUCACUUCAGUCUCUAUAGAGAAGACCAUGAAAUCCCUAUUGGUAGGAGGAAAUCUAUCAAAUGGUUACCUAGUAAAGCUUCCUUUGAAAAACCCAACCUUUGUCUCUUCUCCAUCCUCAUUCACCUUGACCUCUCUGCAGCCAGUGACAUGGUUGACCACUCUUUCCUCCUUGCAAUUCUCUUCUCUCUAGGUUUUCGAGACGUCACUCUCUCCUGGUUCUCAUCCUAGUGGUCCUAUCUGGCUUCUCCUGCUCUUCAAGAUCGUGCCUUCUAACCAUAGGUGUUCCUCAGGGUUCUGUACUGGGCCCUCUUCUCUUCUCCCCCUGUACUACCUGACCUGGUGACUUCAUCAGCUCCCAUGAAUUUAAUUACCAUCUCUAUGCUGAUGAUUCUCAGAUCUACAUAUCUGGGCCCAAACGCUCUGCUGACCUCCAACAUCUCAUUUCCACCUGCCUUUCACACAUCUUGAACUGGAUGUCCAGUAGACGUCUUAAACUCAAACUCAGUUUCCCCCUCUAAACCCUCCCACCACCCCAUGACUUCUCUAUUACUAUAGUGGGUAACACCCUCCUCCCAGUCCCUUAGGCUUACAACUCAAAAGUCAUCCUGGAUUCCUCAGUGUCUCAGGACCCCCUCCACCCAUAUCCAAGCCAUUGUCAAGGCCUGUCGAUUUCACCUUUGCAACAACCCUCCAAUAUACCCCUUCUCUCCUCUGACACAGCCACCACUCUAAGG